Phymastichus coffea is the source of this 1878-nucleotide messenger RNA. Its product is annotated as ionotropic receptor 75a-like. The record is from RefSeq and is a predicted model, not a curated record. The transcript has 9 exons. The coding region runs from base 1 to 1878 and encodes 625 amino acids. NCBI's taxonomy places the organism in Eukaryota, Metazoa, Arthropoda, Insecta, Hymenoptera, Eulophidae.
AUGCGCUGCUUAUUCAUAUGUAUUUAUUUACUGAUAACAUAUGCCUACGCCAACUUUACAAAUAACGUAAUUGUUGACUACUUCUACUAUAAAAAAGUAUCUAGUGUAAUAGGAUACUCUUGUAAUGGUAUAAUAGAUGAUGCUCAGCUAGUUAAAGAUUUUAAUAUCAAAGGUAUUACAUCAGCAUUGAGUAAAAUAACUAAUGGAUCGACAAUACAUUUUUUUGGUUUUGCCGAUUUCUACAAACUUGGAAUUAUUUUAGACACACGCUGUUAUAACUGGGAUGAAAUCCAUUCCAUUCUUCUAGAAGCUACAGAUUAUAGAAUGUAUGAUGAACUUCGAUAUUGGUUGAUAAUAGGAUAUGAUCUUACUUACAUUGCAGAUAAUAUUAAUGAUGAAGCAUUUGGAAUUUCAACAAAUUUUGUGAUAGCGAUUUCAUCCGAGAAUGGAGAAUAUUACCAACUAUACGAUGUAUACAACGCAGCUAAAGAUAAAGGUGGAACCUUAAAUAUUACACUUACAGGGGACUGGAAAAUAGAUACCAAAUUAAAUAUAAUUUUAACGCAAUCAAAAUUAUUCAGGAGAUUGAAUUUGCAUGGUAUAGUAUUACAAGCUUCAUUUUUUAAAACAGUAUACAGACCUGAAGGAAUGAAUGUGGAAGAUUAUUUCCAAUCUUACUCGACGGCUAAAAAAGAAAGCACAGCUAAAUUUGGAUACAAUAUGUUAGUAGACCUUUCCCAGCUGUUGAACUUCAGGUUGGAGUGUAUAUCAAUACCUAAAUGGGAAUCCAGUGAUCGUAUGGGGCCAUUAGUUAGAUCAUUAGUUAACAAUGACGCUGAUAUAAAUGGUAUAGUUAUGAUCAUGAGCGUUGCAAGAACUCGAUGGAUUAAAUUUGUGUCUGAAAUAUUUCCUACUAGGACUUGCUUCUUGUUCCGCAAUCCACAAGUUGAAAAAAUAAAAUUCAAAGAAAUUUUUCGCCCAUUCAAUAGUAACGUUUGGUAUUUAAUUAUGAUGGUCGUGGGAUCCGGUACUGCAAUCCUGACGUUAGCAUCUCAAUUCGAUUGGAUAGAAUCUAGAUCGAUGAGGAUAUCGCAAUCUUCAAUAUUAAUGGUUGGAGCUAUUUGUCAACAAGGUACCAAUGCUCAAAUGACGUAUAUAUCUAUCAGGAUCGCUUUUCUUUCUAUAACGAUGUUUGGUUUACUUAUUUACAAUUAUUAUUCGACUAGUGUAGUUUCAGCUCGAUUCAGCGAACCAAUUAUUAAAAUAAAUGAUUCUCUCAAUGAACUAUCUAAGCUGCCACUGCAAUUUAGUGCAGAAUUUAUACCCUGGUUUCUCUUUUAUAUUACCCGAGAUGACUGGGAGACAAAAUUGUUCUAUAAAAAGCGUUGGUCGGUUUUGCCAGAAGAUAAACGUUAUGUACCUCCAGAAGAAGGUUUAAAGCUUAUGAAACACGGUGGGUUUGCAUAUCAUACGAGUCCUGAUGUUGCAUAUCCUUUUGUUGAUAAAUACUUUGAUAAUCAUGAGCUUUGCGAAUUAAUGGAAGUUCACCUCAUAAGACCAACAUAUGCCAGUUUUGGUGUUAAAAUGAAUAGCACCAUUGUCGAACUGAUGAGAUAUGGAUUUGUAAGGCUCUCCGAAGUAGGCAUUCGCUUUCGACAUAUAAAAAAAUGGAAAUACAGAACUCUAAAGUGUAGAAAAGAUAUUUUGACUGUCUCCAGCGUUGACAUCUACGAAUUCGCACCGCACCUAAUACUUUUAUUAAUUGGCUUACUUAUUUCUAUAUUCUUAGUAAUUGCAGAAGUGCUCUCAAUUGAUAAGAAAGUAUUUUGUCAACGUAAAAUUAUAACUAAAACGUUUUUCAACCGUGGAUAUUUGUGA